AUGUUCAAGACAGGUAUUUUCCUCUACUACGCCGUACUAUCAGUCAUUUCGUUGUUCAACGUUCCAAGCAACGUAGCAGCUAACCCAGCUGCUGCUGACGUCACAGCAGCUACAGUAGCUGCCCCAGUCAGCUGCUGCCGUCUGAGAGCCCUUUCCGCUUCCGUCUGCUUCUACCAGCAGCGUGUAGCAGCUGUCGGUCCUGCUGCUAAGUCGAUUUUUAGACGGCCAGCUUUCGAUGAGUUCAAUGGGCUGUGUGUCAUACACAGUGAUGGCGGUGAUGAUUCGAGAUCUUACGAAUCUUCACAGAGUGACGAGAGCCGUGACGUCAUAAGUAGGGAUGUGCCGUGGAAAAGAUUCGGCGGGAAAUACUUUCCUAAAUUUGUGAAAAAAUCAGACGAGUACCACCUCCCCAUGUACGUCGAAGCCUGGGGGAAAUAA
Helobdella robusta is the source of this 438-nucleotide messenger RNA. RefSeq lists its product as hypothetical. Bases 1 to 438 code for a protein of 145 amino acids. The transcript is spliced from 2 exons. Lineage: Eukaryota; Metazoa; Annelida; Clitellata; Rhynchobdellida; Glossiphoniidae. The record is from RefSeq and is a predicted model, not a curated record.